AUGCCCGCGCGGGCAGCUGCUCGAGGAGAAUCCGCUGCGAAGAAGCGUAAUGUUACACCUCGAGAGCGUUCUGCGACACCAGCUGCUCCCCCGCCAGCAGCAGUCCCAGUCCCAGAUCCGGAGCCAGAAGAGCCUCCGCCGCCGCCGUUGCCCAAGUCGGUCCAAGCUGGUAAACCGCUACCCACUGUUGAAGUUGCCCAGCCUGAGGAUCUCUCAUCAAAGGAAUACCAGUCCGUUGGCGAAAGCGGCGUACUUGCAGAGUCGCUCUCACGAUCUCGCCACAAAUGGAUUAGCGAAGGUCUGUUUGCUAAAUAUUGGACGAAACCGCAUAAGCGCAAGGGCGUCCUCAUCGAAGACCCCAAAAAUCCGCCCAAAGAGACCAUGUCAAAGGUCGGCAACGUGACAAUCACCGUUGAGCCUCACAUAAUCGAAGCUACGAUCCAGAACAAGACCGCGACACCAAAACCCAUACCACCCAGCCCAUCCCAGGCUUCAGCUCGAAGUCCGGCGCAACCACCUCAACCUCUUCCUCGAGCGCCGCAAGAUAAGACAGGCGUCCCGGCGCCAGCCCAGAAGCCUGGGAAUGCUCCUCUACCCAAUAUAACACCAUCUCCAAACCCAACUUUUCAGCCAAGGCCACAAGCCGUAGGAGGACCUGUAGCACCAUCUCCAGCGGCUCUACCGGUCGCGCAUACGCCUCCCAGUGUUUCUGGGCCAGCUGUACCGGCCUCAGCACCAGCGCCAGCUGGGCCGAUGGUGGCUCCUGCAAUGUCGACAGCACCCAGACCACCAAACGCUCAAGCACCCGCAAGUGGUCUUGCGAAGCCUGCCCCAGCACCAGUGCCUCCAGCUCCAGGACCUGCAGCUUCGGGGCCUGCUCCUGCAGCAAAGCCAUCAGCCAAUGACCCUGUUAUUACUUUGCUCGCACAAAGAGCUUCAGGAGAUGCGGAACUUCGUGAUCUCAUGAAGCGGGUGGCUGUAGGACAAGCGAAAGACGGCGAGCUAGCCCAUUUCCAGAAAAUAAUCGAUCAAUUAAGUGCAGAGUAUCGGAGAACAGGAGGACAGCAAGGACCAUCAGCAGACCGACUUCUAGUAGACGGCCGAACGGUCCAAUAUUUCGCUACCGAAGUCCGGACCAUUCUUGACAUUGUUUUGGCUUCAAAUCCCAAUCAAAAAUCGUCUGACUUGCGGCCACCUCAUGGAAGCGAUCCGCUCGUCGUGCAACUUGUCAAAACUGCCUUGGACGAUCAAAAGGCUCGAGACAUGAUCCGCAGAAUUGCAGAAAGCCGACCAGGUUUCACCGACUCUAUAGAUCUGAAGGAAAUUCUGGAUAGACUGCACCGCGAUAUGAAGAGCGCACCGCAAUCUUCUCCUGCUCCGGUACAAAUUCGACAGCAGGUUCCGAAUGGUAUGCCUAACGGCCAUGCUAGAACAAAUUCGACUGCUUCCUCGCCCAACCCCCAGGCUUUACGAUCCAAGGGCCCUCCGCCUACCCCCAAGCAAGAUAUUACGGCAGUUGUGUUUGAUUUUGGAAGUGGGGACCGAUAUCUGUUCCCCAAAUUUAGCAUAUUAGAGUAUUUACCCACGGCAUCUGGUCAACAAGUCGUGGCUUCAUUUUUGAUUGUUCGCAAGGGAAGUACUUCAGAGUAUGGCGGAGAUCCGAAGCUUGAUUAUUACCAACCUGUCACGAUACGUCUCUUCACGCAGACUGGUCGCCAACUGGAGAAUUUGGCACGAGUUGUUGCCCCUCAAGAUGAGGUCCGGCGUUACAUGGAUGAUGUAAUGGACAAUAUGACAAGGGCCGAGUAUGUGCUUUUGGCCAUGAGGCUUCCUAAAGCCUCUUUAGACGGCGAGAAGGACGGCACAGCCUCGGAGGAGCCAAGAACCAAUGCCUCUACACCUAAACCUGACGUGGCACUUGAAUCAAAGUCCGCGCCAAAACCCGGUGUUCUCUGGACAUCUAAGGGGAACUCAGAGACGCCACCGGUAGAAGGGCGGUUAUCGAAGCAAGCUCGAGAUGCCGAGCAGGAGGCAGAGGCUAAAUACCAACGCUUGAUCAAUCAAGUAUCCGCCAAAGAUACUGGAGUUUAA
Molecule: messenger RNA, 2091 nt
Organism: Fusarium poae
Lineage: Eukaryota; Fungi; Ascomycota; Sordariomycetes; Hypocreales; Nectriaceae
Exons: 3
Coding region: 1-2091 (696 amino acids)
Biological process (GO): chromatin remodeling
Cellular component (GO): Swr1 complex
Molecular function (GO): ATP-dependent H2AZ histone chaperone activity
Source: RefSeq, a predicted model, not a curated record